AUGCAUCUUCAAUCUGCUCUUGCUAUCGGCUUCCUGGCCAACUCUGUGUCAGCCGCUGGCUUUGACUGCGGUGCCUCGGGAUCCAGCAGUGGUUUGAAAGCUGUUUCGAAGGGCCUUGCAAAUGAGCAUCUUGAAAUCCGAGGACAGCAUAAGAAUGUAGAGGUCAAGACCUACGUGCAUAUCCUCGCAGCGAGCAAGAAGGAAGAAGACAACUACCUUAAACAAGCUACGGUCAAAGGCCAGAUAGACCUUCUCAACGAGAAAUUCAAGCCCUGGAAUUUCUCGUUCAAGUUGAUGAACACCACCAGAACCGUCAAAUAUGACUGGGCUUAUCCCAUCAGUCCAGGAAGAGGUGAAGCUGAAGAGGAGCUCCGAGCUGCAUUGAGGCAAGGAACGUACAAGGAUCUCAAUCUGUUCUUCAUCGCCAGUAUGCCCCCUGGCGGAAAGUGCGAGCUCCCUGUUCCCAACCCCACCAAGGACAACAUCCUCUUCGAUGGCUGCAUCAUGAGGCCAGAUAACCCUGGCGAGGUCCCUCCCAAAUUCAACUACGUAACCGUGCACGAAGUUGGUCACUGGCUCGGUCUGGAGCAUACCUUUGAGAAUGGUUGCGAGGAGCCAGGUGACUAUGUUGAUGAUACUCCUUAUGAGGCAGGGCCUCCGGAGUAUGGAGUGUGUCCUCCACCUGAUCUGAACAGCUGUCCUGAUAAGCCUGGUUUUGAUCCUACGGAUAACUUCAUGGACUAUGUUGAGCCUGAAUGCGGUCCCAAGAGAUUUACCCCUGGACAAGCUGAGCGCAUGCAUAAGCUUUGGAAGAAACUGCGUGCCAAAUACUAA
Messenger RNA from Fusarium tjaetaba, 834 nucleotides. RefSeq names its product metalloprotease MEP1. Gene Ontology annotation, molecular function: metallopeptidase activity. Lineage: Eukaryota; Fungi; Ascomycota; Sordariomycetes; Hypocreales; Nectriaceae. The record is from RefSeq and is a predicted model, not a curated record. Bases 1 to 834 code for a protein of 277 amino acids. The transcript has 3 exons.